This is a messenger RNA of Cataglyphis hispanica, 4755 nucleotides long. RefSeq lists its product as uncharacterized. Gene Ontology annotation, molecular function: growth factor activity. Gene Ontology annotation, biological process: hemocyte migration. The transcript has 6 exons. Gene Ontology annotation, cellular component: membrane. The coding region runs from base 904 to 3279 and encodes 791 amino acids. The record is from RefSeq and is a predicted model, not a curated record. Lineage: Eukaryota; Metazoa; Arthropoda; Insecta; Hymenoptera; Formicidae.
CCGCGACGUUCUGUCCGCGAUACAAUUCGGCGUGAACUUAUCGUACUCUACGCUGGACUCCACUAGUUGCAGCAGAUCGACACGCGCCGGUCGUAUAAUCACCCCCUCCCGAGAAAACCGAUGAUUAAUGAUACAGACUCGUGUCGGACAGUGACAUUGUGCUCCGAAAAAUCAUUAGAUUAAUAAUUUACGAAUAUAUGACAGAUAAAUUUAGGACACCGUAACAUGAAAGCAGUACUUGAAAAUUGAUAUAUCAAUGUAGUGAACAAAUCAUUUUAACCGAUGACUUAGAUUUUAAGUUCGUGAGGAGCAAGCGCGGAAAAUUUUAAUCAAGGAUAGAUAUUAAGGGUAAACUUUUAUUUCGAACUAUCGACUUGUGAAACAGAGCAGUUUGACAGGAUUACCUCGAAUCAUCUUCACGAAUAUUCUCCCGAUGUCUUUCGUGACGUUUAAAUGGUUCAAUAAUUAGUGACAAGCAUCUCUCCGUUGCAGCGGACUCUUACCGUACUGGAGCCGCGCCAAAAAAAAUCACGUUGCAUCAUCGAUUCAGGUUCCGCGGUCACCACAUGGUCAUCACAAUCCGGCCGUGACGUGCGGUUAAAUUUUAAGAGACUGCUGUCAGAGAAAAUUGACGGUUCCCGGAUUGAGCUAUCAACUGUGAUCGACAAACGCUCGAGAAAGCCAUCAGGUGCGAGCUCGUCUUGCCUCGUGGAAUGAUCGACGCGAUAUCAAUCGUGCGCGAGUGCUGCUACUCGAUAAUCGAGCCGGCUCGAUGCGCAACUAAGAAAAUCGUGACCGGCGAGGUAUCAAGAGGUAAUCGAUCAAGGUGCUAUCGCGCGAAAGUUGCGGUCACGGGAUACAUGAUGAUGUAAGGUAUCUACGAACGGUGCUGCGAAGACCGAAAUGACACGCGAUAGAAGGCUGCUGCUUCUGGGCCUGCUGAUGGUCUACGGCCUCUUCGUGGCCGAAUGCCGAUACCAUCAGCGCGACGACGCGGCGAUGACGACGACAGAGGCGAGACAUCGACAUAGGCACAAGCACGAAUCCUUGAAUCGAAAGAAUCAUCACGAGCUCGACAGGAGAUCCUGGCAGAAAGUUGAUUACGAAUACGACGGAGACUCCGAGGAUCCGGUCGACGAAGACGAUUAUGAAGUGCAAUCGUACUACGAUCAUCCCAGAUCGCAUCAUCGAUCCGCGCAGAGAGCUUAUCACGGCCGAAUGUUUGAGCCGCGUUAUCCGCCCAGAUACCACGAUGGCGGACAUCGCGGAAACUGGUACGACGAGGACAACGACAGGCGUAGAAUUCCGUCGCGAUAUAAUUCGAAGAAUUAUCGAUACAAACCCGGCAGAACUUAUUAUAGGCCCGCGUAUUCGCGCAAUCGCGACGUGUCGGAUUUCGAGGAUGUUUCGGAGGAGAAUUACGAUUAUGAGAAGCCGCACAGAUCAUACAUCGAAAGCGGCGAAGCCGAUACGCAUCGCGAGUGGUGGAGAAAUUCUAGGCGACACACAUCCUUCAAGAAAGAUAUAAAGAAUAGAAUGAACGGUUAUCGUAACGCGAGGAGGCAUCGCCUGGAAGAUCGUGCAGGUGUCAUCGAUCGUGCCGAUACGUUGAGAUUGACGGAUGAUUGGAAAGUAAGAUCGAACAUCUCGGAGACAAAAUAUCAUUUCACGAAAAAUGAUAAGAAGAUGGAAGAGGAUGAGGAUUACGAGGAUCAAGGUGGACUCGAGGAAGACGACAAAGAUGAAGAAGAGGAUGAUAUUUGGAAAAAUAUCGAUGACGAAGACAACGAAGAUAAUGAAGAAGAGGAAAUUGAUAAUGAUUUUAACGACAGCAAGACCAAAUCAUCCUUGAAGACUUAUGAAGAUAUCAUCAGGAGACUCACGUCCGACGACCCGACCACUCCUCCGAAGGCCACCGUCAAGAGGGAUUACCGGAACAUCGAAUCGAGAAAGCAUGCGAAACGCGACGGCUACAAAAAUUUCAACGAACCGAGAAAUGUCUCCAGACCGGUGGAUCUUCUCAGAUUCACGAACAGGCGGAUCGCGGAGAGCUCGACUGUCAAAUUCAUUGGUUCGAUCGGACAUAAGCUCCCGAAGAACGCGACCGAUGUAACGGAUAGUGGCAAUCGGCAGGAAAGAAAAAUCGCGGUCAGUACUAAAACCAAGAGCCUUGAGCAGGAUUACGAUGAGUAUCUGAACGCUCCGGAUAACGAGAAGGAGGACGACCUCGCUAAAGGUGGCGCCGAGGACGAUUCGGCCAUGCAAGCGGAUGUUAAUAAUAAUGAUUACACGGACGAUGACAACGGCGACGAGGACGAGACCCUCGCCACGUCGACGACCACCACGACCACGACGACCACGACGACUACGACGACUACGCCGAAACCAUCGAUCAAUCAGCACUACGAUUACAGGGACCAGAGAGCCUACGAUAGUGGUACCGGGGCUCAGUAUAACGGAUACCAAGCGAAAAACGACUAUCCGCCGAUGUCUGCGCAUAGCAUUCACAAGUGGCAGUCGCUAGGCACUCGCGAGGGUGUCAAAGAAACCAGGAGUAACAUGCAGCAAUACAACAAAAACGGUGCUGAAAUGAGAGAGGCCAUUCAGCACGCGAUGCAAGUCAACAGGGAAGGCAGCUGUCAGUGGCCACGUGCGCGAGUCAUUCCGGUACGUGACGUUUAUCCGAGUCCAUCAACCACCUACGUUCCACACUGCGCUAUCUUGCACAGGUGUUCGGACGACACCGGAUGUUGCAGAUCGGAAGCGCUCACCUGCGUGCCGAAGCACUCUCAUCGCGUCGAGCUUUUUUUCUACACGGCGAACGUAGCCGGCGGCACCGUAGUGGAGAAGCUAUCGUUCUACAAUCACACAGAAUGCGAGUGUAGGGAGAGGUCCAAAUACGAGGCCACGACGAACGAGAAACUUGGGGACCAGAGAGUGUAUCGGCACUCCUCGUCGCCCCCGCAAAACAUGAAGAAACCGCCAUCGAGAAAACCAUGCCGAUGCCCGUCGGAAUUCACGCCGAGAAUCACGCUGGAAGGCGCUUGUCAAUGUAAUUGCUACGACAGCAAUCAGAAUUGUAUAAAGACCAAACGCGGAAAGGGAUAUUUUUCCCUCGCGGACAGAAUAUGCAUUCAGAACAAUGAAUGUGCCCUGCCUAACUGCGAAUUCGGUGAGUACAUGAAACGACCAGGCAAAUGUCCAGGAAAAAGGGACACCUUCAACGCAAUGGCAGGUAGCGCAUACCGUACGAAUCUAAAUCAUCGAUUCAGAAGCUAGAGGAAUUAAUAUGCACGGAUAACAAAAGAAGAAAGAAUAACGGUUGCAUAAAAUAUAAUUCGUGUCGUGCCAAUGAAGAGAAAGAUAGCGUGAUGAAGCGCACGAGAAAUUGAUGGUGCCAUUUUCUUGUAUUUUUUUAAGUGUGUCUUCAUCAGAAAGAGAGAGAGAGAGAGAGAGAGAGAGAGAGAGAGAGAGAGAGAAAGAGAGACUCAUUAUAUAUGUAUAUGUGUACGUGUAUCCCCAUCAUUAUGUAUAAAUGUUACAUCGCAAUCCGGGCCCGUACGCGUAUAUCAUCAUCGCUUUUUCUUUUCUAUCGUUCAUCAACGAGAAUACGAUAGUAAUAAUGUGAUCGUUGAUUUUCAAUACCAGUAAUCGUCAGGGGAAUAAUAAAAUAUUUAAUAUUUCGAUGUUUAAGAGAGUGAGACGAGGAUCAAUUUAUAACGAUAUCGCGGCGGCUUGUCGGUGCGUUGAAAAUAAAAAAUAAAUAUCCAAGAUUUUACGAACACGUGUCAUUGAGAUAGGAAAAUAACAUUCUAUACAACUCUCAAGCGAUUUUUAAAAGAAUACGAUAUAAUGUAUACAUUAAUAAUUACCCUGGAAAAUUACCAGUGAUGAUAAAAAGUGCUUCUAGUUAUAAUUUUUAAACACAAAUGAUUAAAAAGAACUGCCUUUUUUGAGCAGCAAUCUCGUCGGCGAGGAAUCGCAUCGCUAAAAUUAUAUAGAUCUAAGAGGAUGCGAUACGUGUCUUUUACGUUAAUGGUAAUUUUAUGCGAUAAACGAUGUGUCGUAGUAUCAUAGUUUACGCUGAGAAGACCUCGGACGCGAGCCUAGUCUGAGAUCCUGUUUCCGUUAUGCGUGAAAAGAAACUUACAUUUCUUACAUCUCGCGAUAAAUGUUGAAUCCCUCUCAUUAUCAUUCCUUUCAUUAAAUAUAACUAUAUAUCAUUUUUUUAAUCUGAAAUGUAUUUACGAAAAUAAUUGCACCAAGUAAAUAAAAAUACCAAAGUCCGAAUGGACGUUCACGCAGAAUUGAAACAGAUCAUUAAUGUAUCCACAUAUUUUGUAUGUUACAUAAUAGAAUAUCUUUAUUGUAUUUAAUCGAGCAUUAAUGUAUAACGGCAUAUUCGUUAAUUUAAUAUUUAAAUAGUGGAUGUAAAACCGUACAGAGAGAGGAGAGCUGCGUGCUCUCUUCUCUUGCGUCUCUACGCAGGUGAUGUAACACGACGAAGGCUCUUUAUAAUCGCUGUAAGCGAUGCAGCCGCGUGUAUUUGUAACUUUGUAUUUUCUAUGUUAUUAAAAAAAUAGCAAAAUCACAAAGAAUUAGAAUAGGUCGAUUGUGUGCAUUGAAUCGUAAAUGCGUGCUUGGACUAUGCGAUUGUUUGCGAGAAAAAUAGCCAUUAUAAUGUUAAUAUCGCCGCUUCUUUACUACGUGAUUAUAAUAAUCUGAAAAUAUGAAAAAUAUAUCGAUUAUAUGCAA